AUGGUAUCAGAUAAAUUGUUUUGGUGGGGGACUGGUAUACUAAUCGUGGGUUUAUCCGCUGGGUUUAUCCAUAUUAUUUACUUAGAUAUUCUUCACAAACAAAAAAUGGUAAGUGGAAUCAUCGAAGAGAUGCUUAUUCCGGAGUUUAUAAACAAAAGGCCGUUUAGAGAAAUAGAUCAUCUGAAAAGAGAGAAAAUUUUGAAGGACAUAUUGAAGAGUGUCAAUAGCAAUGUGAGUUGUAGAAUGGGAACUGACAAUCUUGAUUAUAGAGAUUAUUAUAAAAAUACUGCUAGCUUGCUUAAGACGUAUAAUUGCCGUAUUUCAAGAUUUGAAGAAAAGUAUUUAGAACAUUACAAGGAUAUGCCUGUUGAAGAAAUUCGAGGUUGGGAUAAAGUUAUGUUAGUAGCCAAGAACCUCCAGGAUGAUGAUCUAAAUUUUGCUUAUGACAAUGUGGCUCCUCCAGAUCUAAUUAAUAAGUAUAGUACAAGGAAGCCCAUCAUAGCACCUAAAGAUAGUGGUACUCUGAUGGAAGAAAUCGUUAGCAAGAACAAUUCAUACGAGAUUGCCUAA
Molecule: messenger RNA, 570 nt
Organism: Debaryomyces hansenii CBS767
Lineage: Eukaryota; Fungi; Ascomycota; Pichiomycetes; Serinales; Debaryomycetaceae
Product: DEHA2E23584p
Exons: 1
Coding region: 1-570 (189 amino acids)
Source: RefSeq, a predicted model, not a curated record